AUGAUCGAAAUCUCUGAUUGGGAACUUUGUUUUGGAAAGUGUUAUCAUUGUGCACAAGAUGAUGAUUAUAAGAAGGCACACCCGGCCAACCCUAAUGUACAUAACACACCUUACAAUUUUUUUUCGAUGAAUUUGGGAAGUAGUAAUGAUUAUUGGUGGGAAAAAUCGAUUGAGAAUAUGGGAUUGGAGGAGCUGGAAAUGUACGCGGUUGCUUUGGAAGAAUUGAAGAAGAAUGUGCUGACAAGUGCUGAUGAAUUGGAUUUGUUGAAGAAAUCUCAUAAUAUGGGAAUGAUGAACGUUGAUUUGAAUCAGAUGAUCACUACUUCAUCAACUGGUGCUAGUAAUUUUGAGGUUGAUUUGAAUGCCAAUCAAGUUUCCUCUGCCAAUCCCAACGUCCCUUAUGGCUUUGGCACAGAGUAG
Messenger RNA from Oldenlandia corymbosa var. corymbosa, 420 nucleotides. Lineage: Eukaryota; Viridiplantae; Streptophyta; Magnoliopsida; Gentianales; Rubiaceae. The record is from the annotation of a GenBank genome assembly.